CUCUGGAGGUCAAAAGAAAUGAGACUGCUGGGCUAAGAUCAAGGUGUCAACAGGGCUGUAUUCCUUCCCGAGGCUCCAGGGGAGAAUCUGUUCACUUGCCUUUCCCAGCUUCUAGAGGUUGCCUACAUUCCUUGGCUUGCGGCCCCUUCCUCCAUCUCCGGAAUCAGUAACGGUUGCACUGCUGUGAUCCGUCAUCAUCUCCUAAAGAUGCAUCCUGACUUAUCUCCACACUUGCACACUGAAGAAUGCAACGUCUUGAUUAACUUGCUUAAGGAAUGUCACAAAAAUCACAACAUUCUGAAAUUUUUUGGUUAUUGUAAUGAUUUCGAUCGGGAGUUGAGAAAAUGCCUGAAGAAUGAGAGAGAUGGAGUCUUGCUGUGUUGCCCAGGAUGGUCUCAGACUUGUGGGCUCAAGGAGUUCUCCCAUCUUGGCCUCCCAAAGUUUUGGAUUACAGUACAUAGAAAACAGGACCAAGAGCAGGGAGCAUGGCAUUGCAAUGCGAAAGAAACUUUUUAAUCCUCCAGAGGAAUCCGAAAAAUAAAUUGUAUUUUCACUCGAUGCCUUGGCUGAGAGAAGACCUAAAGACUCUGGGUUGAUACCUGAAAGAAUCCUGUCUUAUUUGGUUUCCAUAAUCCUUUGAAUGGAAAGUGACCUGUGAGAGAUUGAACCGUGGAGAAAUAUGAAAACCCUGGAUUCUGAGUAUUUGUUGGGCAGGGCGUUUAGUACCGUCUCCCCUUUACCAGCAAACCUGACUUCACCAUGUUUAUUCCCUUUGCCUAUAACCAGUUAAUAUCUGAGUAACUUAUCUCCCUCAAUAAAAUAAUUCAUUUAAAUAA
Pongo pygmaeus (Bornean orangutan) is the source of this 836-nucleotide messenger RNA. RefSeq names its product C-X9-C motif containing 2 (gene CMC2). Gene Ontology annotation, cellular component: mitochondrion. The transcript has 5 exons. NCBI's taxonomy places the organism in Eukaryota, Metazoa, Chordata, Mammalia, Primates, Hominidae. The record is from RefSeq and is a predicted model, not a curated record. Bases 208 to 516 code for a protein of 102 amino acids.